Hypanus sabinus (Atlantic stingray) is the source of this 2668-nucleotide messenger RNA. RefSeq names its product meprin A subunit beta a (gene mep1ba). Lineage: Eukaryota; Metazoa; Chordata; Chondrichthyes; Myliobatiformes; Dasyatidae. The transcript is spliced from 16 exons. Gene Ontology annotation, biological process: proteolysis. Gene Ontology annotation, molecular function: metalloendopeptidase activity; zinc ion binding; protein binding. The record is from RefSeq and is a predicted model, not a curated record. Gene Ontology annotation, cellular component: membrane. The coding region runs from base 83 to 2443 and encodes 786 amino acids.
GCCUGCAGCUUGGGCAACUGCCGGUCUCCCAUACAACCGUGCCCAGGCCUGCGCCCUGGAAACUCCAGGCACAGACCGACGGAUGCCACCACAAUUGGAUUAUCUCGCCCAGCCCCAUGCUAUAAAAGCUGCCAAAGUUCUUGCUGAAGUCAACAUCUCAGAGUCUAAAGUCCGAAAGCACAAGAAGACAAAUGCACAUCAGAAGAACGUUGUUUGCCAGACAUCGGACAGAAUGGUUUCCUGCUUUCUCUCCCUGUCCUUCUGCUGUUUUGCAGUUUCAGCUAUCCCACUUGAUUUGGCAACAUCACAAGAGACAGAAGAGGAUGUCGACGCUGGAAUGGAUCAAGACAUAUUCAACAUAAAUGAAGAACUUGGACUAGAUCUCAUAGAAGGAGAUAUCAUGCAUGAUAUGACCACCGACAGAAGUGCAAUUACUGAUGAAAAAUACAGGUGGCCAAAGAUGAUUCCAUACUAUCUGGAAGAUAGCUUAGAUGUAAAUGCUAAAGGUGUCAUCCUUAAAGCUUUUGAACAAUAUCGUCUUAAAACUUGCAUUAAUUUUAAGCCUUGGACUGGGGAAGCUAACUACAUCUCCGUAUUCAAGGGAAGUGGGUGUUGGUCAUCGGUGGGUAAUCAUCAAGUUGGCAAGCAGCAGCUCUCAAUCGGAGAGAGAUGUGAAAGAAUUGCCACCAUUGAACAUGAGUUUCUCCAUGCGCUGGGAUUCUGGCAUGAGCAGUCAAGACCCGAUCGUGAUGACUACAUCCAAAUAAUGUGGGACAGGAUUGAAAAUGGUAAGCAACACAAUUUCAAUAAGUACGACGACAAGGUGUCCAUCUCACAGAACAUACCGUAUGACUAUACCUCUGUGAUGCACUACAGCUCAACCGCUUUCAACAAUGGCUCAGAACCAACAAUUGUCACCAAGAUUGCUGAAUUCAGUAAGGUGAUCGGACAGCGCAUGGAGUUCAGCGAUUAUGAUCUCCAAAAAGUCAACCGACUCUAUAACUGCACCUCCUCGCUCAGCUUUUUGGACAGUUGCGACUUUGAACUUGAAAAUAUCUGCGGCAUGAUACAGGAUCCAAAAGACAGCGCAGAUUGGCAGCGAGUCUCCCAGGCUCCGGGUGGGCCUUCAACAGACUUCACCAACAUGGGCAACUGUAAAGGUAGUGGAUACUUCAUGCACUUCAGCACCAGCUCAGGCCCGGUGGGACAGAAGGCCUUCUUGGAAAGCAGGAUAUUUUACCCAAAGCGUGGGUUUCAAUGCCUCCAGUUCUAUUCCUUCAACAGUGGAAGCGACAAAGACGAGCUAAACAUUUGGGUCAGAGUUUUCAACAAAGAAAAUCCCAAUGGUACUUUAACUAAAAUUAGAGGAGUAGAAGUUGCAGGUCUGAAUUACUGGCAGAUUCAUCACGUCAGCCUGAAUGUCUCUGGGAAGUUUCGUGUUGUCUUUGAAGGGGUGAAACUAGCAGCCUCAUCCAAUGGAGGGAUUUCCAUUGAUGAUAUCAACCUUUCAGAAACCCACUGUCCAACCCAUGUGUGGCACAUCAGGAACUUCACCGAUAUUCUGAACAGAAGCCCGUCUGGAAACGCUGGGGUUAUCUACAGUCCAAGAUAUUACUCCAUUGAAGGUUAUGCAUUUCAAAUCAGGCUCUACAUGAAUGGUACAAGUAAAUCUCCCUUCUAUCUUGGUAUAUUCUUUCACUUAGUCAGUGGUAUUCAUGAUGAUCAUCUACAAUGGCCAUGCCCAUGGAUGCAAGGGACCAUGCUCCUGAUGGAUCAGCACCCUGACAUUAGACGGCGCAUGUCACACCAGAGAAGUGUAACUACAGAUCCGAAUAAAACCCAAACUACAGGUAAUGAAACAUGGUUCUUCUGGGAUAGGCCAAACAAAGUGGGAUAUCUGGUGACAGAAGCUGAUGGCAGUCACUAUUACCGGGGUCCAGGCUUGGGAAUCGACGCUUUCUUAUCCCAUGAAAGACUGAAAAGUAGAGAGUUUGUCAAGGGAGAUGAUGUUUAUUUCCUUCUAACCACGGAAGAUGUAUCAAAUCUUGUAGCCAGUCAGCCUACACCAUCAGCUCCCUACCAUUCCACCACACCCCAUCCUAUCACCAACUUGACCAGCAAGCCAGCAACUGACAAACCGGUGACCAGCAAGCCAGAAUUAUGCAUUGACUUUCAAUGUCAAAAUGGAGGAGUCUGCGUUGUACUGAAUGGAGAGCCUGUGUGCAGGUGUCGAACAGGUGAUAAUUGGUGGUAUUCGGGCAGAUACUGUGAAAACCUCAGUGAACAACAAGAUACUGUUGUAAUUGCUGUGACUUCAUCUGUAGUCAUCUUCCUGGGCAUGCUGCUGAUCACACUGCUCACUGCAUACUGCAUGAGGAAGAAGUACUGGGAGGAAAUGAUCAAGUCUGACAAGGAAGUCGGUUUAGCCAAUACCGCAUUUUGAAAGGCUCUAAUCAUGGAAAAGGGACAGGAAACUCCAAGCAAGGACAUUUCAGCAGAAAUCCAAAUCGAACUGGACAGAUUUGUGAAUUGUGAUUUAGCUUUACAAAUAUGUGACUUCUAGUUAAAAAUUGUACCAAAGGAGCUGAUUGUAACCAUCGAUGGUGUUUGAACAUUAAAUGUACAGCAUUGCAUGAAAAUGUUAAAUAAAAAUGACUGCAAAACAAUC